This is a messenger RNA of Dentiscutata heterogama, 764 nucleotides long. The record is from the annotation of a GenBank genome assembly. Lineage: Eukaryota; Fungi; Glomeromycota; Glomeromycetes; Diversisporales; Gigasporaceae.
UGAAAAAAUAUGCUGACCAUAUUCGUAACCGUGGAAUAUCCCAAUUCUUAUCAAUUUAUAAUAAAACAAAGGAUAGGGAAAAUGAUAAUUUAUUAUGGGGUGACGAGAUCGAAUAUAUGGUAAUUGCAUAUGAUGAUGAAAACAAGAACGCAAAGCUCUCAUUAAGAACUUCUGACAUUUUGCACAAGUUGCAAAAAGAAGUAGAGGAAACAUUUAGAAAAGGUGAAUUAGUCGAAGUAUCAUGGCAACCCGAGUUUGCAGCGUAUAUGAUCGAAGGAAUGCCUGGUAUUCCUUAUGGGAGCAAUUUAAAAAGCCUACUUCGAGUUGAACAAAAUAUGAAACUUAGAAGGGCAACUGCAUUCAAAUGUUUAAGCAAAAAUGAAAGCAUAAUUACUUUAACCAACUUUCCGCGUCUCGGCUGUCCAGGUCAAUUUUUAGAGCCUCAUCAUGAACCGUUUGGGCCUAAAUUAAAAAGCUCAUUUGUGCCAGAUGAAGUUAUUAAUCCCCACAUUAGAUAUCAAUCAUUAAAUAAUGGGUUUAGCAGUCGUCUAGGAUCAAAUGUCGUUAUUAAUAUACCGAUUUUUCAAGAUAAAAAGAAUCAAAAUUUAUUUCCUGAUCGUGAAAGUGCAUUACCAGGUCACAUAUAUAUGGAUUCUAUUGCUUUUGGAGCUGGCUGCUGUAGUCUGCAAGUAACUAUUCAAGCCUGUAAUAUUAGAGAAGCUAGGAAACUAUAUGACCAAUUAGCAGUUUUGGGUCCUAUAAUG